AAAAGGCGCAGCCGAGGGCGGGAGAAGAUGAAAAGGUUGGACAGAUCGCGGAUAUAAAGACUUCCAGUUUCCAAGAUCCGACUAGGAGACGCGAUAUUCCAUCGUCGGCAAGCGGUAGCGGCAUAAACGCAAUCCCAUCGAGCCAGUCCCUCCGUUGCGCAAUAAGACCAUAUGAUAUGGUUUACGCAUUCGCCAUAGCAUCAGGAAAUGCUAUGUGCCCGCCGCCGCCAUGUCGUCGCAACGCACUCCCCGCCGCGAAUGGAAUGAAAAGAAAGCCGUCAUCCUGGCCCUCUCAGCCGGCAACUCCCUGAAGGAGCUUGCCAAGCUGAUGAGGGAGCAGCACCAAUUCACCGCCACUCUUGCGCAAUACGAAUACCAUCUGAAGGAGUGGAAUGCUCCUCGUAAACACCUGAAGCGCGACGAUUGGGCAAGGGUGGUGACCGUCUACGACUCGCUCGUCUCCCAGCAUGGAACCGCCAGGGUUCUUGUCAACAAUAUCCCUAUCUCGACCAACAAACUCAAUAGGAAUCGGCGUUUAUACACCUCGGCUAGGCCUAGUUCCCAAUCCCACCCGACAGACUCAGGCAGAGAGGCCGCCUUGCCCGAGGCGGUAUCCUUCCAGUUGCAAUCUGCAGAUGGGACAUGGCUGCACCUUGACCCAAGCCCUCGUAGCAGAGUGCUGGGUGGCCAAGCGAGUCUUGAGGCAACGCGCGCGGGCAACACAAUGUCAGCACCCGAUCUUCCAGGCCCAAGCUUCACAGGAGCCGGGGCUCAGUCGCCCGAUGAAGGCGACACGAGCCAUUGGGUGGCAACCUCACCGGUCAAUGUCUUUGAGCCGAGGAUUUUCGGCGACGGAGUUCCGCACCGCUCCCGAGCCUUCGCCUUUUGGGAAACAAGGGACAAGUCGAGGGCAGAGCAGAGCAGGGUCGGUUUGGAAUUUCGCAACGCAUUUCUCCCACACGUCGCAAGCCCCCGUUUCCUCGCAGGAGUCAGCACCUCAGCACUGGUCGGAGGGCUUGGCCUUUCCAGUCACCCCGACAUCCAGCCGUUCUUGGACCUCUCGUCGCCGCCGCCGCCAGGCCCUCUAUCAAGGUUUGGGGGAAUUGACGUCGACGCAAUUGCCGCAGACUGUCAGGCUGCUGCAGUUGCCAAUCUUCGGUUCGAAAACCCGGCAGAAAUACUUGCUCGGCAGAUGCGAUGCAUGUUUAUUGAUAUCGAAAAACACUCGAUACACUCAUCCCACACUUGGAGAGCCUACCCAGGCAGCACAUCAUCUAUCAACGGGUCGUUCUCACUCCAUGGGGUCGCCAACCUUCAUCUGCCGGAACGCAUGCACGGUUUUGGAGACAGCAUGCCACAGCAAAACUACAGUCUACUACCGGGGAGCCCAUUUAACACGAUCGCCUAUGCGGAAGGUCUGGAAACGACCGUGCUGAACACCGAUGUCCCACAAUGGCUGGUGUUCGCCUUGGCGAACAACUUUGCAGGACUCCAGAACGCCCAAAUCAGCGAAAUCAUUCCUUGGAUCUCCCGGUCUCAGAACGGCGCCUCGCUCAUCCAGCAAAUGCUCCGGGACAAGCAAAACCCUCGGGUUAAAGGGAUGGGAGCAAGUCUUCUAAAAGCGUGCAUCGAAGCCCAGAACGUCACCGCAUUCCGGCAAAUGCUGUUUAGUGGGGCGGUCGAUAUCGACACGAUUGUUUGCUGCAUCAAGGGGGUGGAGUACUCUAUUCUCGGAAGAUGUGCGGCUUUGCAGAAUCUUUCUCUGGUUCAAGCUGUCCUGGAGUUCCAACCGAAUAUUGCAAAGUUAGAUCCUGUCCGUAACGCCUUCGGUCAUCUUAUGGGGUCCUUGAUGCAAUGCGAUGCUUCGAUCAGUUCGGAUUUCGAAAAGAUCGCGUAUCUCCUUCAAAAGGCGGGUGUCUUUAUCGACCCAGAGCUCUUGUUCAACCCUUUUUUUAAGCGUCACUUGCUCGAGACGGAGCCGGGGAUCAAACUCGCGCUCGACCUCGCGUCAAAGUUAACACACAUGCAACACGAAGAGCUCAUCAGGGCUGGAUCCUUGCGCUGCGCCAUCAGCGGAUCCCAGAAUGAAGAUAUGGCCCUAAGAUUUGUCAAGAGAAUACUUGAUGUCUGCUUCCGCAAACAUCAGUGGGCCUGCAACCACAACAAAGGGCUCAAGGCAUACUUCGAGCAGGCUUUACUGCAAAGCGCCAAAGAGGGCUACUUUGGUUUGGUCAAGGUGCUGCUCCCGUUCGGCAUCAGUGAGAUCAAAUACGAGUUUCUUCUCGCAUCGAUUUCCGGCGGGAGCAAGGAGGUCGUCGACCUGGCCCUCUCCCAAUGCCCUAAUCUUGAGGCGCUGUCGUCCAAAUACCCUAAACUUGAGGCUCUGGUGGGUUUCAACACGACAGCCCUAGCCGCAGCAAUCCUGUCCAAAAGCGAGGACCUGAUUCUAGUUAUUAAAGAAGCGGGGUGCUUGGAACAUCUCCAAGUUCAAGGGCACUUCCAAGCAGCAAUCACGGCGGCAUCCAAGGCCCGAAACCUGGCCCAAAUGCAAGAGCUUUUCCAACACCACCCUCACUGCUGCAUCCAAGAUCUACGAGACGCGCUCAAGAUUUCGGCCUAUAAAAACUACGAUGAGAUCACGCUCGCCCUCACAGAUGCGUACCUAAAGGAAUACCCCCUGCUCCAAGCAGCCCUUCUGCGCCAUUGGCCGGUGGUACACACUCUCCUGAUCUCUGGCCCUACAGACAUGCAACCAGAACUAUAUCACCAGCGCCUAAUGGAAUGGAAAGAAGUCGCUUCAGAAUCAGAAUGGGGCAUCUUGUUCGAGCAUCUGAUUGGAAAGGGUGAUCACCAACUGAUUCUGAAAGCGGCGGAAACCUUUCCGGUGAGAACGAGCAAGGACAGACAUUGGGAAGUCACCUGGAAAGCAAUGAACAGAGAGGUGCUGCCUUUUCUGUGCGAACACAAGCUUGUGUCACGGCAGGGCCUAACACGCUAUCUCCGAGAAGCCCUCUCCCGAAAGAACGACGACAUGGUUUAUCUUGUCACCCGAUUGGGAGCGGAUUCAAUAGACCAGGAUGCGUUGGGAAAUGCUGUAACCCACAGUCCGCAUCUCCUGUCCUUCCUGUUGAGCCAGGUGUCACGGCCUGUGCUCGAGUUUGUGGCGCAUCAAUCCGAGGGCGGAGAUAUCGAGAAAAACGCUGCAUAUACUGCAAUUCAGAAUGCGGUCGGCCAAGGGUUGAAGGGUUUGCCCUCUUUAAAGUUACUUUUCGAAUCCGGAAUCGUCGAUUUAUCAAAUCUCCGGAUGUGGUAUCCCUAUGGCCGUUAUCCCAGUUACAUGGUGAGGUUUUGCCCCAUUAUCGAUCUGAGAGUUGCAAUCGCGAAGACACAAGAAGACUUCGGCAACAUUGCCGUAGUGAAAUACCUUCUCGACGUUGGCUGCGACCCAAACACACACGAGCUUGCGGCGCUACCUCUGGGACCUCGGGGAUCUUUUCCACAGGUCACGGCCCUUCUCGAGGCAGUCGCUAGGAACCACGUCGGCUUGGUCGAGCUGCUGAUAGAAAAGGGUGCCAACAUCAACCGACGGAUAGUGGACGGGGCCGCUAGAACCCCGCUCCAGAAGGCCGCCGAGCUGGGAUAUCUUGACAUUCUGAAGUUGCUGCUGGAUCGCGGCGCCGACGUGAACGCGCCGGCGGCAGCUAGUCGGGGUGGUGGGACGGCGCUGCAGCUGGCCGCCAUGGGGGGAAACUGUGCUGUUUUGUGUGAGCUGCUCGAACGGGGCGCCGAUUUGAGCAUGCCUCCGUGUGAAUACGACGGGAGAUGGCCGCUCGAGGGGGCGGCCGAGCAUGGCCGGAUGAGCAUGAUUGAGCUCUUGUGGGAGUACUGCCAGGGCAGCUUCCCGGACAGCGUCGUGGAUCGGGCGAUGGAACUGGCAGAAGAGAAUGGCCACAUGUCAUGCAAGGAGGUGCUUGGAAGCCUGAGGGCGAAGAAGAGGGAGCUUGGUGAUGUUGCAGGUUUGGAUUGGACGGCACCCUUGUUUUAAGGAGCUGAUGGGGGACGGCGUUCUUGGAGUAGGCUAAUUCUUCAUCAUUUGCAUUCGUAGCUACGAAGCCGCCAGAAUCUGUGCGUCACAU
Molecule: messenger RNA, 4136 nt
Organism: Gaeumannomyces tritici R3-111a-1
Lineage: Eukaryota; Fungi; Ascomycota; Sordariomycetes; Magnaporthales; Magnaporthaceae
Exons: 4
Coding region: 230-4045 (1271 amino acids)
Molecular function (GO): protein binding
Source: RefSeq, a predicted model, not a curated record